AUUUAUACAAUAAAUUAAAGUAUUCUAUGAAAAGGAUCAAUGAAAAUUGGAGGAAAUCUAAUUGCCAUUAAUCAAGACAGCAGGCAGUACAGAGCAAAAGAACAAAUUGAACACUCAUGGAUGAUUUGGAUUUAUCUGGAGAUACAACUGAUAAGGAGCAAGAGGAUUUGCCUUAUGAUGGGGACCUGAUUGAGAAUAUUGAGUUGCUCCAUCCCCACACUGAGAUUUUUCCUUCAAUAAAAGAUAUGUCUGAAGCUUUCCAACAGUCAGUCUUUUCAAAUGCAGAAAUGCCUCAAAUAGACAUUCUAAGAUGUGCAAAUGACACUUUCCUUGAAACUUCUGUAACUAAAAAGCACAGUGAAGAACACUACACUAGAUAUUUUGACAUUCCAACUAAUAAUGAGGAGCCUUCAAACUCAAAAAUUUCUGAUAUUUUACUUCACCAUCUGUCCAAAAAAGGGUUCUCAAAUGCCAUCCAGCCUGUUGAUUGUAAAACUUGCCCUGAGGUAUCAAUUGAAACUUUUGAUGAAACCAUUUUUAAAAGCCUUAUUCUUCAUUGUAGUGCGAGUUCUUUAUCAAGAGAAAUAAACACAGAUCUCUCUGACCAGCUUCUCCAUAAAAGAAAUGCUUUUUGUAAUCAGUCCAGUCAGAGACAACUCACUGAGAAGGAAAAAAUAUUUCAUUUUGAUUUUGAAGAGCCAGUUAUUCCUGAAGAUUGCUUUCUAGGAGAUCCGUAUUUAAUAACUGAAAACAGAAGCCCAAGUUAUCUACAAACAAUGUACAGUGGGCAGACAGCCCAGAAAUAUUUGUUUGAAAGAAUAAGCUCUGACAGUAGACUUAACUAUGGCCAAGAUCAAGUUCAUGAUCCUCUUCCUGAUUUCUCUCAAGUCACUCCCCAAAUCAGAAUAUCUAAACCUAAUAGCCAUCAUAGAUUGGCAACUGUUGUUCAACAGACCAAUUCCUCUCCUAACUUGAAUGAGAAAUCAGCUGUGGUGCAAGGUGAUUUAGAAAGCAUGGCUAUGAAUUUUCUUGUCAGAAAGCCUCAAGAGAAUAAAGAAGAAACUAUUGAGCUAACACAAUACUUACAGGCAAAUGGAGAACCUCUUCUGGAUAUUUCAGAAAGAACCUUUUCAGGAUUAGCAUCUGAGACAAAUGUCUUAAAAUUAUCAUCAACUACUAAAGAACAGCUGCCUUCAAGCCCCUCACAAUUACUUACAAAGGCAGAAAUGUGUCAGGAGCUAUCGGAACAGACUAAGAACUUGAAAACUAAAGUAGAAGAAUUUUCUAAAAGAAUAAGCCAAGAUUUUACUCCUUUAGAAGAUAAUAAACAGGUACUGGAGGAAUUGCAGUGUUACCUUGAUAUAUUGGAGGAGAAUUAUUUGUCCACUAAAGAGAAGCAUCAAGUUUUACAGAAGUACCAUAAUGAUUCUACAGCAGUUGAAGAGUUUGAUCCAGAAAGAAAAGUUGAAGGUGAAAUCUUUAAGGUUGAAAUGCUCCUUGAAAAUGUCAAAGAAAAAAUUGAUGAAAGCACAUCCAGUUCUUUUUUUGCUUGUUCCUCUGAUACUCUGGAUUUCUUGGAUUUUGCAUUAUGUCCACUCCCAAAUGAGGUCCCACUGCAAAAAAUUGGGCAUGAUCCUUCAGAAAAAUCCGAUCAUGAAAUAAAGCUUCUUGAUCUUGAGAAACAAGAUCAGGAAAACACUGUCAUCUCUUUUCUCAAGGAAAAGGAUAAGGAUAUUAAUCAGAAAGAAGUUGUUCCAGCAGAGAUUCAGGAGACUCUCUCCCAAGAUUACCUUUGUGAACUUUACCCACAGAUUUAUCUAGGAUUACCCAGGAGAGAUGUUGCUUUUGAUGAAGAUGCUUCAAAGUAUUCUUCUAAAGAAGAAGUUGUAACACUGUCUCCGCUGGAGACAAAUCAGCUGGCAGUGAAGCUCUCAGCAGAUUUCAUGAGGGCCUUCUCUUCUCUGGAGUCUGACAAUGAUCCUGGAAGCUUGGAGUCCAUUAAGCAAUCUGUAUUGAGGCAAGAUUGGCACUCUGAUCAUGAACUCCCUGAAAGUUCCAAGCACACGGAGUGUCCAUUACUGAAGAAGGACCAGGAUAAGGACAAAGAUCUCAAGAACCAAAAAAAGGAGAAAAAAAAUGACUCCAGAAAGUCCAAAUGCGGAAAUUUUUCAGUCAUCAUUCAAGAAAAAGCAAUGAAUCUUAAUGUGUCUGACUCCACUUAUUGUACAGAUGCAGGAAAUGGUGUAUUUUCAGACUCCCGAGAUACCGCAAAGGCUGAUGAAUGUUUAAGUUGUAGGAACAGACGCCACAAAUCACGGAAAAAAGAAUUCCAUUAUAAAUACAACUGCACGGGUCAGAAUCCUUUAAACUUCAAUGAAUGUGAUGGCUUUAUCCGCUUCUGUUCUUUAAGCAGAAAUGAAAGUUUUACUUCAGCUUUAGCUACACACCAAAAAUGGGAUGAAAAUCUUGCUGAACAUCCGAAAAAUCAACAUUCAAAGAGAUCUGAGAAAAACAAGCCUGUCUGUUCCCAACAGAAGAAAUACCAACCCCUGAGAAUUACUACUAAAUACUCUCAAAGUCAAGAUGAAAUGAUCCUUGCUGAGAAAAGAAAUCUUAUGUCUUCCAAAUCUUGCCCAGGCAUCUGUGAUCAAAUUGCAAACUCUCCCCAUUACCACUCAUGUAGGAUUUCUGGAAGCAAAACUCUGCACAGCAUCCAAAACAUCAAGAGAAAUGAUUCUGAGAUUUUAAAUUCUGCUUUGGAUUAUGCCCUAAGGACUGCCAUCACUUUAAAAGAAACGACGGAGCAAAUGAUCCAAGCCAUUGCCAAGGACCUAGCCAAAGCUGAGGGUCGCAGAAACCGCCAGAAGUUCUAACUAUAAGACAGCCAAUAUAUUAAAAGGAAAAAAAAAAGAUGUAAAGUAAACCUUGUCUUCCUAAAA
Antechinus flavipes (yellow-footed antechinus) is the source of this 2939-nucleotide messenger RNA. It is a transcript of the gene AKNAD1, whose product is annotated as AKNA domain containing 1. NCBI's taxonomy places the organism in Eukaryota, Metazoa, Chordata, Mammalia, Dasyuromorphia, Dasyuridae. The coding region runs from base 117 to 2873 and encodes 918 amino acids. The transcript has 17 exons. The record is from RefSeq and is a predicted model, not a curated record.